[Torrubiella] hemipterigena is the source of this 2060-nucleotide messenger RNA. The record is from the annotation of a GenBank genome assembly. NCBI's taxonomy places the organism in Eukaryota, Fungi, Ascomycota, Sordariomycetes, Hypocreales, Clavicipitaceae.
UAAGCCUUCAGAACGUGGCAUUUCCGUCGGCCGUUUGUCAUAUUUAGCCAUUAAUUAUGCAGUCGUACUAUUGUUGAUUCCCAGCCCAAGCCAGCCAGCUGCGUUGGUUCUUCAGCCUUGUUUGGGUUGCCACACACCAUCGCCACUCUCGCCAUAUAUACGAGCAAGACUUACAGAAAACUUACACUGGACAAUGGAUACCCUUUAGCUAAUGUUUUCGAAUAUUAAUACCGUGCUUAAAACGCUAAGUAUUUAAUCUGACCAAUGGGUAUGGGAUAACCUAAUGCACGGAUGCAGACAUCACCAGUGUCGGCGCCACCAAGAGGCUGAAAGAAGACACCAUUCUGCGCAGCCUCAUGCGCAGCCGGUUUCCUAUUUGCGUAAGGUGCGCUGAUCUUCGUGUACUUAUGAAAGCGAGCCUACCCUCUCCAAUCUCAGGCGCACUGAAUCUCCCUUCGCAGACAAUAAUUCACCAACAAGAUGCCAGCACAGCCGUAUCGAUCACCACGAUGUCAAAAUUGUCGAGAGAAGAAGAAGGGUGCAUGUUCAGCGACUGUCGCGAGACAGUAAUAGAUCAACUACUAAUCGGUAUCUAGUGCGACUACCAGCGCCCAUCCUGUGGCCGAUGUAUCAAAGCAAAGCACAUAUGCAAAGGCUAUCAGGCACGAUUUCAGAUCAUCCAUGUUGAUGCUGAACCACCUGCUCCCCUUGUGGUGCCUUCAGCAUAUACCAAACUGGUUCCCGAAUAUCGCGCCGCACUUUGGUCGAAGUUCCAGGCUAGAUAUCUUCCAUCAACACCAGGGUUCGUAGGUGAUGUAUUUUCAUGGGUAUCAGCCAUGGAUAAGACGCGUGAAAAUACUGCCACGAUCAAGCUGGCGGCAGCAGCACUUCCACUAAUUCUUGUCGGCCAGCAGCAAAGCAAUCGUGCCAUGCUUCAGGAUGGCUUAAGGUCGUAUAGCCGAGCAAUGAAUCUCCUAGCGAGAGAUAUCCAGGCUCACCAAACGCCAAAGCAAAUGAUUCAAAGCAUUCUAGCAUGUGUUGCGAUGCAAAACAUUGAGCUGAUGCACACAGAGCCUAUUUGCACAAACACUUGGCUCGCCCAUACUAUCGGCAUCUGCAGUUUGAUGUCACGCACCGACCCCCGCCUCUUCCAAGAUGAGCUUCACUCUAUCUUCUUGCUUUGCCGAACAUUGAUUACCACUGUAGCCUUGUGCGUAGGAGUCCCAACAUUCUUUAUGCACGAACCUUGGGCAUCAGUUCCGUUUGAAAAGGUCUCAAAAGAUGUUCAUACUCAGCUCUUCGAUGUCAUGGCACAACUUCCUGGUCUAUUGGCGCUUGCUUCUCAGUUCGGAGACAUCGACAGGAGCAGUGCACAGUUCGUGACUGCGGAAGUGAAGCUCAUUAAAUGGCAUGCCGCAGUCUAUGAAGGACUGGUAUCUUGGCAUGCUCGCCUAGAUUCGACUUGGAAGCAGACUUUUACACGGACCAAGAGCGCCUAUUGGCCUGGUUCAGCCAUUACAUUCACGACUGCUGGCCAUGCCAACGUCUGGAUUCAAUAUUGGACGGCGUUGUUGACAUUACAUCUUGCUGAGGCCCGAGCUGCACCAUAUUCUACUUACUUUGCCAGCUGUGUGGAUGUUGAGACCGGUGCUAAGGUUGCCGAGGACAUUUGUGCAUCAGAGGGAUAUCUCACGGCACCACAACACGGCGCCAUGUCCACAAUGUUUUAUGCGGUGCCUUUGAAGAAGGUGAUGCGAUUUUAUGACGCCCAUGCCAUGGAUGACGAGAAGCAGAUGGUGCUGGAGGUGGCUAUACGGACAACCGAGACGGGAUUGGCGAUAACGAAGGCGAUUAUUGAUGAGAUUCCACGAGAUCAUCCGGUAGUGAGGAUAUUUGAAAAGGUGGUCGGUACCAUCCCGGCCACAGUGCAUACAUAGCUAGAACGUUCUUUUUGUGUAACCUCGUACAUUCUAUUCUGGAUUUGUCAAACAAGUCGCAUAUGUUGCCUCGUCUCCGCCAAUCCGAGUUCCGGUUACGGUGCUUUUUCGCCAUUGUGUCGC